AUGGGUAUUAUUUCAUAUGUUGGUAGUUUCUUUUCUUCCCCACCGCCGAACCAAAAAUUCGCGGAUCGUUAUGUACUUGUUACUGGUUGUGAUUCCGGUAUCGGAAAUUUGAUUGCAAAGGCGUUGCAUAGGAGGGGUUACUCUGUACUCGCAGGAUGUCUCACCGAGGCAGCUUUUAAAGAAUUCCUAGAAUUUAAUGAGCAUCAUUCUACUACCAACCUCAGACCUUUUUUAGUUGAUGUCACGAAAGACACUUCCGUCCAACAAUGCGCUCGUAUGGUUGUUAAUGAAACAAAGGAUAAAGGUCUUUUUGCCUUGAUUAAUAAUGCUGGAUGUAAUGAAGGUUUCGCUUUUGAAUUUACUUCAAAUGAUCAAAUUGCGAAAACUAUGGAAGUAAAUUUUAUAGGACCAAUCAAAAUUAUAAAGGCAUUGUUACCUAGUUUACGACAAAACAUCAAAUACAACCUUAAAAAACCUGCCAAAGAUCAAGAUAUAUUUCCGCGUAUUAUCAAUAUGACUUCCAUAUUAGGUCGAACUACCGUACCUUUCUAUGGUGCGUACAGUGCGUCAAAACACGCCUUGGAAGCUAUGUUAGAUACGAUUCGAAUUGAAUUGUUACCUUGGAAGAUUCACAUUACCAUGAUCGAGGCGGUCCCUAUUAAAAGCAGAUUUAGUCAUCCAGAUCUUGUCGAAGUAUCCAAGAAAUUUUUCGCUUCUCCCGAAAUUACUGAACAAACCCUUACCCUUUACGGUGAGGAUUAUGUCCAAAAAGCUAUCGAAUUUUGGCAGAAACUUCAUUCUGGUCAGGAUAGCCCAAAAGCAAUAAUUAGAACAAUUAUUGAAGCGAUUGAAGUUGGAUUUCCUAGGGAUCGUUAUGUUGUCGGAACUCUUGCCAAGGUUCAUGUUUUAAUGAACAACGUUUUACCUAGAUGGGUCAUUGACUUGGCUUGGGGCAGUAUGAUUAGGUUGGUUGGUGUUUGGCCAAAAGAGGUCAAAGAACUGGAAGAUGGUGUUGCCGAGAACACUUCUACUUCUUCAAACUCUUCGUCUACAACUCCACCCUCUUCACCAAAAGAUUAA
This is a messenger RNA of Cetraspora pellucida, 1080 nucleotides long. The record is from the annotation of a GenBank genome assembly. Lineage: Eukaryota; Fungi; Glomeromycota; Glomeromycetes; Diversisporales; Gigasporaceae.